Anas platyrhynchos (mallard) is the source of this 543-nucleotide messenger RNA. Lineage: Eukaryota; Metazoa; Chordata; Aves; Anseriformes; Anatidae. The record is from RefSeq and is a predicted model, not a curated record.
AGAGUCAUGAACGUGAGCAGAGACAAGGUGGGUGACAUCUCCAUCCCGGCAGCGGCAGCCGCGGCGGUGACAGCCCCCGCAGCCUCGCUUGGCAUCGGCGGGGAGCCCUGCGGCUUGCCCGGGGAAGGCAUGGAGAGCCACGGGGAGCAGCGGCUGUCGGCCGGCGGCGAGCUGCCCCUCUACUCCUGCCCUGGAAAUAGGGACAGGCAAGGGGACGGGCAGAGCAACACCCCCGGACAAGAGGGGGCAGCGGGCGCCCUGCCCGCCGUGCACAGAACCACCUCUUUCUCCGUGCUCGACAUCCUGGACCCUAACAAAUUCAACAGCAAGAGGAGGCAGUGCGGGGGCUUGUACAAAUCGGGGGGAGCCCAGUUCCCGCUGGGGGCGGAGGAUAAGCCCGAGGACUCAGGGACGGAGCUGGCCGAGCAAAAAGCUCUCGCCGAAGAUUUCGACGCGUGCAAGAAGUCCGCCGAGCUCAUCAGUAAGUAGCUGGGGGUACCCCGAGCCCCUCGGGAUGGGGGGUAAAGGGAGCCUGGGGAAGGG